AUGGGUAGGGAGGGGGAGCAUGGUGAGAGGAGGGGGAGAGGAAGGCAACGUAUAGCGAACAACCUCCGAGACAAGGCCGAGAACUUCACGCCUCUCCCCCACUCACCCCACGCCUCUACCCCACUCACCCCACGCCUCUCCCCCACUCACCCCACGCCUCUACCCCACUCACCCCACGCCUCUCCCCCACUCACCCCACGCCUCUCCCCCACUCACCCCACGCCUCUCCCCCACUCACCCCACGCCUCUCCCCCACUCACCCCACGCCUCUCCCCCACUCACCCCACGCCUCUCUCCCACUCACCCCACCUCCCUUUCUUCAUAGCGCCCUGCCACGUGCCUCCUCCCGCGCCUCCCAAUCCUCGCACUCUUCCCGUCACCCCGUACCUGCCAAACGCCCGCCCUCACACGAGGGGCUCUGCGCGCUUGAGCCCCUCGUCGCCCUCUCAUGCACUCCCACCAAACCAACGCCUCUCCUCGCCACCUCCCCUCCCCCGCCUGCCAUCUCCCCGCCUCACAUGCAUCUGCCCACGGGAAUGCCUUGUGCCCACGGGAAUGCCUUGUGCCCACGGGAAUGCCUUGUGCCCACGGGAAUGCCUUGUGCCCACGGGAAUGCCUUGUGCCCACGGGAAUGCCUUGUGCCCACGGGAAUGCCUUGUGCCCACGGGAAUGCCUUGUGCCCACGGGAAUGCCUUGUGCCCACGGGAAUGCCUUGUGCCCAUUGGAAUGCCUUGUGCCCACGGGAAUGCCUUGUGCCCACGGGAAUGCCUUGUGCCCACGGGAAUGCCUUGUGCCCACGCGCUUCAAUGGACAGCUACCUCCCCCCCAUCCCCCUCCGCCAUUCCCCCACCGUCCUUCCCCCCCCCCCUUUCUUUCGGCAUAAGUGCACACGUCUCACUCAACCACUCGCCAGCCUCCCACCAUUGCUGCUCCCAUCCCACAUGCGCCCUUCCAUCGUCUACCCUCCUACCCCCUUCCCCUCCUCCCCUCCUCCCCUCCUCCACUCCUCCCCUCCUUCCCUCCUACCCUCCUCCCCUCCUUCCCUCCUCCACUCCUACCCUCCUACCCUCCUCCCCUCCUUCCCUCCUACCCUCCUCCCCUCCUUCCCUCCUACCCUCCUCCCCUCCUUCCCUCCUACCCUCCUCCCCUCCUUCCCUCCUACCCUCCUCCCCUCCUUCCCUCCUCCCCUCCUCCCCUCCUUCCCUCCUACCCUCCUCCCCUCCUUCCCUCUUACCCUCCUCCCCUCCUUCCCUCCUACCCUCCUCCCCUCCUUCCCUCCUACCCUCCUCCCCUCCUUCCCUCCUACCCUCCUCCCCUCCUUCCCUCCUACCCUCCUCCCCUCCUUCCCUCCUACCCUCCUCCCCUCCUCCCUUCCUCCCCUCCUACCCUCCUACCCUCCUCCCCUCCUUCCCUCCUACCCUCCUCCCCUCCUUCCCUCCUCCCCUCCUUCCCUCCUACCCUCCUCCCCUCCUUCCCUCCUACCCUCCUCCCCUCCUUCCCUCCUACCCUCCUCCCCUCCUCCCUUCCUCCCCUCCUCCCCUCCUUCCCUCCUCCCCUUCCUACCCUCCUUCCCUCCUACCCUCCUCCACUCCUCGCCCCCCCUCUCACCCGUCCAAGCACCCCCUUUUCCGCCUGCCUCUGCGCCCACCGUCCCUUGGUGCGCCCCUCGUGCUCCCCAUCUCCCACGCGCACGUCUCCCCCGCGCCCUUGCCUCAUCAGCCCCACGCUUGUCUCGAAUGCCGCCAUGCCGCCACGCACACCUCAUGCUCCCAACCUCUGCUCCCCCCCUCACCUCUUUCUUCCCACCACCUCUCCCCUUCCACCUCUCCCCCGCAACCUUCUUUCGUCUCAUGUGUCCGCCCACCCUCACCUUGCGCCAUAUGGUUGGAUGCCGCCCAUCAAUUCAUCCACGUCAUCGCCUGCGGCUCUCCACGCCACGUGGAUGCUUCGAUCCGAGGCGCCCCGUACACGCGCGUCGGUUGGCGUUUACCUUCCCCCCAUCCCCCUCCGCCAUCCUCCCACGGAUUCCCCCACGCCAUUCUUGAAAACACCGCUAAAAGACAAGUGGAUGCCGACCAGUAUCAGGAUGCAGACAACGCAUGCCGCCCCCACGAUGGCGAGCGCGAGCGCGGUGGGGUGCAUGCGCGGCGCGCCGAGGAUGGCGGCGAAAAGCGACCCGCGGGAGGCGGGCUUGCGCCCAUGCGCGGAGAUGUGCGCGGCCGCGGAUGGAGGCGCUGGUUGCAGCGACGCGGAGGGGGACUGGUGUUGGCGCGGCCGGCGCUUUGCGGUGCUGAUGGGUGCGGCGCGGUGCACGCGGAUGUGAAGUGGCAUGGACGACACGCGGCGAUCGAUCGUAAGAAUGAACACGACGCGUCGAUCCACAUAAGCACGCCUGCCACGUGUCGGUCGCUGCGUGUCGUCAAGAUCGACUUAUCGUGUCCGACUGCUCACCGCCGCGCUUACCCGUCCUUCCGGGGAAGCACUUCUCCUGAAGCACUUCCCUUCGUCGUUCGCAAUUCGCCAUACUCGCUAAUGGCGUCGCCCUCUAACGCGUACAAGCACGACAAGGCCCUGCAGGCGGCACACCAGCAGCAGCUCAAGGCGCUCCUCCGCGCGCCGGGCAACGAGUCCUGCGCCGACUGCGGCGGCCGCUUCCCGCGCUUCGCGUCGGUGUCGCUGGGCGUGUUUCUGUGCAACCGGUGCUACGGCAUCCAUCGAAGCAUCGGCGUGCACGUGACGCGCACCAAGUGCGUCGAGCUCGACGCGUGGAGCCCCCGCGAGGUCGCCGCCAUGCGCGCCAUGGGCAACCGCCGCGCCGCCGCCAUCUGGCACGGUGAGCGGUGGGAGUCUAAGAGGCGGGAGGGUGAGAGGUGGGAGGGUGAGAGGUGGGAGGGUGAGAGCGGGACUGAGGGCGCCCACAUGGGUGUCACAGCUGCCGUUGAGCCUCUUCCAAUGCCCAUGCGCUACUCCUACCCCUCCCCCCUCGACGCAGGCUCGCUGCCAGCGGGAGUGAGGGCGCCCACGUCAGCCUCAUCGGACGCGGAGGUGGAGCGGUGGAUUCGAGACAAGUACGAGCGCCGCCUCUUCCACAACCCCGCUGCUGCUGCUGCUGCUGCUGCCGCUGCCGCUGCUGCCACUUCUGCCACUGCUGCUCCCUCUCCCCCUGCUGCUGCACCUGCCACUGCCUCCCCUCCCUCCACCACCCCGUCCACUCCGUGGCCCGCCUUCCCACACGGCCCCGCCGCCUCAACCACACACUGCUCUCCUGCCUGUCCCCCCCAGCCGACCUCAACGCCGCCACCCACUGUCGUAGUGCCACCCCGUGCUGUGAGUGCGAGCAGCACAGGCGGCAUGGCGCAUGCACGGCAGGGCGUGGAUGCGCUCAGCUCAGCACGCCUGAUGCAUCCACCCCCCGCCACCACAGCAGGCCGUGCAGCCCAUCACGAGCAGCACACCCUAACAGCUGCUGGGGUCUCUGCAGGGCAGACGGGCCAUGCUGCUGGUGUUGGCCCUGGAAGCAGCAGUAUCGGCAAUGUUCUUUCUGUAUCAGGCGCCGGCAGCAGCAGCAGCAUGGAUCUUGGCCCAAGUAAGCAGGCAGCUGCUCCUCCAGAUCUGAUCGAUUUCUCUCAGUGUGUUCAGACUCACUUUCGGCGCGAGGACUCCACCCGCAUUAAGCCCUCCCCCUCCGCGUGCUCCCCCCGCCAUGGGGAACUGCUGCUCCACGCCGCCGCCGUCGCCCAGAAAGCCCCCGCCGCAGCAGCAGCCACAGCAGCGCGCCCCGCCUCCGCCCGCCGCACGGCCAAUCCCCAACGGUCACCCGCCUCCCGCGCCGCCGCACGCCCCGGCGCCGGCGCCGGCGCCACAGCCGGUGUCGCCGAGGCAACCAGGUGCGGCUGCCCCGCGCUCGCGCUUCUGCUCGUCGAUCCCUCCCCAUUCGCGCUAUCCGGUCCCACCCCAUCCGCCCUUCACAUCCCCUGCCUUCCCCCACUCUCCCCCCUCCCCGCCCCCCCUUGCGAUCUCGCCCUCAAUCGUACCCUCACCACCCGUCCUCACUCUCCCCUCUCCUCCCUUCUUCACCCCUCCCGCCUCUCUCUUACCUUUUCCCUUCCCCUCUCCGCUGCAGUAGCCCCACCACCCCCAGCAGCAGCGGGCGGGUACCCACUCCGCAAGCGCCUUGCACCCGGGGUGGUAUCCGGGGUGGUAUCAGGGGUGGCAUCGCAGUACUACGAGGAGGUGCAGGAGGCCUCGCACUCCUUCUCCACCCACUCGCACCACCUCUCACGCCACUCAAACUCCCCCUCCCGCUUCUUCUUCCCGCUCCGCUCCCCUCCCUUUUCCCCACUCGCCCAAACCCCGCCCGCCCAUCCCUUCCCCCCUGCCCUGUCCCCAGCAGCGCCCCCGCCCCCCCCCCCCAGCCGCAACAGGCGGGUACCCUCUGCGAAAGUCCCUGGCGCCAGGCGUGGCAUCGCAGUACAACUACCAGGAGCAGCGUCCCCGCCCCCUCCAGCAGCAGCGGGCGGGUACCCGCUGCGCAAGUCCCUUGCCCCAGGAGUGGUAUCGCAGUACAACUACCAGGAGGUGCAGGCCGCCACUCAGUCCUUCUCCACGGAGAUUGGGCGGGGGGGCUUCGGCGUGGUGUUCCAUGGGCGGCUGGCGGACCCCCAGGGCGGGCCGGCGCACGAGGUGGCGGUGAAGCUGAUGGCGGAGGACCACAUCACCAACGGCAUCGACAGCUUCAUUACGGAGGUGGGCGUGAUGGCGCGGGUGCACCACCCCAACAUACUGCGACUGGAGGGGUACGUGGUGGGCGCCACGCCCAUCCUCAUCUACGACUACGUCUCCAUGGGGGACGUCUCCACCUACCUCGCUAAAGCGGCGAGGGGAGAGGUGGCGUUCACGUGGAAGCAGCGGGUGGCGGUGGCGCUGGGGUGUGCGGAGGCCUUGACGACCAUCCAUGCCAACAACUUCGUGCACCGCGACUUCAAGGCCACCAACGUGCUGCUCCGCCAGGACCUGACCCCGGUGGUGGCGGACUUUGGGUUGGCGAGGGCGGUGGACGACUGGAAGACGCACGUGCAGACGAGGGUUAUGGGGUCCGUGGGCUACAUCGACCCCAUCUACUUCGACUCCGGCAUGUUGAGUCGCAAGUCAGACACGUACGCGCUUGGCAUCCUGCUUCUGCUCACCUGCUGUCCCCUCUCCCCCCCCCCUCCAGGCAUGCUAAGCCGCAAGUCGGACACGUACGCGUUCGGCAUCUUCCUGCUGGAGCUGGUGUCGGGGUGCUCGGCCCUGGACGCGCGGUUCAAGGACCUGCGCAAGCUCGUCACCGCCAAGGACUUCCCCGACCCCACGCUCGUGGUGGACGCGCAGCUGCAGGGCCAGUGGCAGCUCAAGCAGGUGCUCGUCGCCUUCACGCUCAUCAAGUUCGCCAUCUUCUUUGACUGGGAGCACCGGCCCGGCAUGGAUGUGCUCCGUGACAAGCUAAAGAACCUCAUUAAUGACAUGUGA
Molecule: messenger RNA, 5508 nt
Organism: Closterium sp. Naga37s-1
Lineage: Eukaryota; Viridiplantae; Streptophyta; Zygnematophyceae; Desmidiales; Closteriaceae
Source: the annotation of a GenBank genome assembly